GGCUCCUGAGCUCAGUCUGCAGCCAACAGCCGUGGAAGACUUCUGAAAAGUUCAGGCAAAGCAUCCUCUUCCUUGUGUAUAAAAGAGCUGCAUGUUUCCUUAUGAGUUACACCCGCUGCUUCCUCUUCCAAGAUUCAGCCACAAGAAGCCAAAGCCGACAUGACUUUCUACGAUGACGUCUAUCCUUUUUACAAUAUGCGAAGGACGUCUGUCAUCUUCAAUGGCCAUUUGCUCACCGUUAUUGUGUGUUUCCUCGUGUCUGCGCUCAGCCUACUAUUUAUUCUGCCAGGGAUUCGAGGAAAAUCGCGGCUGUUCUGGUUCUUAAGGAUCAUUUUGAGCUUGUUUAUCGGCGCUGUCAUCGUGGCACUCAACUUUACUGACAAUUGGGCCGAGGCUCGUAUAAGCACAAAUACCACUUACAAGUCUUUCAGCAGUGCGUUGGUUAAUGCUGACGUUGGAUUACACGUUGGCCUGUACGGCAUCAAUGUUACCCUGAAAGGCAAUCCCGUUGUUCAGCUGAACGAAACCAUCGACUACAAUGAGAUGUUCAGCUGGCGUGAAACGAUCGAGGACGAUUACAAGGAAGCGUUGGAAAAAGGACUCCCGAACCCCAUCCUAUACAUCGCCGAGAAAUUCACUCUCAACAGCCCGUGCGGGCUCAUCUUUCACUACAGAAACUCUGGGCGAUAUGCAUCUGCAACACUCUGGGUGGCCUUUUGCUGCUGGAUGCUGGCCAACAUCCUCUUCUCCAUGCCGGUUAUUUUAUACGCCGGCUAUAUGAUGUUGGCUACGGCUGCCUUCAUCUUCAUCUCCAUGGCUGCCUUCGCCACCAUCAUGCAAGCGCCCAGCUGUGUUUUCUCCAUCGGAACCGCCACGUUUAAAGCGGCAUACAGCUUUUCAUUCUGGUUCGCUCUGGCAACCGGUGUGCUGUGCGCCGUCAUUGGGGUUCUGGUGGUGGUAAUGAACUGGAUAGUACCUGAGAAGAUGAGAGAGGCUUUCAGCGUGGGUGUUGACAGUUUUGAAGAUGAGGACAUUUCUUACGGCGCCACAUAUGUGAAUUCAGCCAUCCUUGAUGAUGUCACAGUAUCUCCAUGCACAACGCCCGAGGUCAUAGUGGAACGUCUAUGAGUCCCCGUCGACAAGAUUUGCGAUCAAUACUUGAAAAUCGACAGGAUGCGUUACUGAACGAGAUUGUUGGAUGUCACUCGUUUCUGUGUCAAAUGUUCCUAUGUUUGUUCUUUGUAAUUUAAACGUACUUGUAAAUAUACAUUUAUUUUGUAUGGAAUCCAUGCACUGUAGUGUUAAUGAACACAGAACUUUUUGUUUUUAGUCUUAAUAUUGGCCUGAAAUGACUAAAAUAUGUAGAUCCUGUAGGAUUGUGGCAAAUGUAUUAUUAGUGAUAUAUAGUAUGCUAUACUGCUUGUCAUAAUAUUAUAUAUAAUGUAAUAAGGAAGUGUGGUAAAAUGAAAUGUUUUAUGACAUAUCUACUUGUGUUAUUUUUUUCAAUGAUACCUUAAUAUAAAAAAAAUGAAAGCAAACAAGAAUGAAGCAAUGAGACUGUAAUAUUUGUGUUACACGAUUACAUUCAUUCCGUAAUGUACAUUCUUGUCCGCUCUUGUAAAGGUUAUCUCUUAAAACUGCAUUUCAAAAUGAAGGAGUGUCUUUGGCCUUCAGCAUCUCCAUACUACACAUAAUUUAGUGGCUUUGUACAGUGUAAUACAGUACAUGUAGAAUACUUGCUGUAAUAGAUUAUUAUGAAUUCUUGGUCAGAAAUCCAUCAUUAUACCAUGCAUAUACUGUACGAGAGUAAUAUGGCCUUCCCAAUCCAGUCCUUGAGUAAUCCGUAGUAUUUACAGUACAAUUACAUAGACACUAUAAAAAUGACUAACUAAAAUAUAAAUGCACUUUUUUCAUAGGAAAAUAAAAGUGACCGUUAAGCUAUUUCUCUUCCACAUUCACGCACAACACGACAGAAUUCACAUCGUAAGGCCAUUAUGAGAAUGUAAUUCAAGAUUAAACCUGAAAUGACAACCGGA
Syngnathus typhle (broad-nosed pipefish) is the source of this 2036-nucleotide messenger RNA. RefSeq names its product dual oxidase 2 (gene duoxa). The record is from RefSeq and is a predicted model, not a curated record. Lineage: Eukaryota; Metazoa; Chordata; Actinopteri; Syngnathiformes; Syngnathidae. The transcript has 9 exons. Gene Ontology annotation, cellular component: endoplasmic reticulum membrane. Gene Ontology annotation, biological process: protein transport. The coding region runs from base 160 to 1128 and encodes 322 amino acids.